CAUGCUGCGUUCCGUGCAUUUGAUUCUUCUUCUCUUGAUGGUGGUUUUGGUAGCAAGUUUAGAAGACACAGCUGAGCCCGCCCGAGCAGAAACUGGACUCUCCCUAAACAAUGUUAAUGAUCUAGAUGCUGAUGCUAGUGCUUGGGGAUAUUCUAGACCAUGGCGUUACGGAUGGAGAAAUGGAGCCUGGAGUGGAUGGGGUGGUGUGGGCUGGGGAGGAAGAGCGUGGGCUGGAAGAGGUCCUUGGUGGUGAAAAUGUACUAAAUCUACAAAUUCGAUAACGAAAAUAUGAAAAUUAUUAAGUUAUUUUUGUAACUUUUAUAACAUCGUGCUUUUUUUAAAAAUUAUGUAUUCUAUUGAGCGAUUCUUCGUCAUGAAUAAAUCUUAU
Molecule: messenger RNA, 388 nt
Organism: Colletes gigas
Lineage: Eukaryota; Metazoa; Arthropoda; Insecta; Hymenoptera; Colletidae
Exons: 3
Coding region: 2-253 (83 amino acids)
Source: RefSeq, a predicted model, not a curated record